AUGGCUAAUAAUGAUUGGGAUCUAUAUUCCAUCGUGUCUAGCAACAAAGUUACCACCUUUAAUAAACAUGCAACAAUUUUUGAAACUUCAUCUCUACCCCAAACUUCAACCACCAUAACCACCACUAAUAACAUAGUUUCGCCUCAAAACACCACACCUUCUUACUUUAAUGACUUCAAUCUUACCCAUGAAAGUAGUGGAGUUCACAUGCCCCCUUCCUCCCCAACCCACACCACCUUUAUCCCGAUGCCCUCCUCCCCCACUAACAUCAACCCCAACACCACCACUGCCAUCGCUGAUACUAGUUUUCAAUACUCAUAUCAAAAUGUUAAUUAUUCAAUCUUCAAUGAACAACAACAGAUGCAAUCAAAUGAUUGGGAUCUUUAUUCCAUUGUGUCUAGCAACAAAGUUACUACCUUUACUAAUCCUACAACAAAUUUUGAAACUUCGUCUCUACCCCAAACUUCAACCACCAUAACCACCACCAAUAACAUAGUUUCGCCUCAAAAAACCACACCUUCUUACUUUAAUGAUUUCAAUCUUACCCAUGAAAGUAGUGGAGUUCACAUGCCCCCUUCCUCCCCAACCCACACCACCUUUAUCCCGAUGCCCUCCUCCCCCACUAACAUCAACACCACUACUGCCAUCGCUGAUACUAGUGUUCAAUACUCAUAUCAAAAUGCUAAUUAUUCAAUAUUCAAUGAACAACAACAUAUGCAAUCAAAUGAUUGGGAUCUUUAUUCCAUUGUGUCUAGCAACAAAGUUACUACUUUUACUAAUCCUACAACAAAUUUUGAAACUUCAUCUCUACCUCAAACUUCAACCACCAUAACCACCACCAAUAACAUAGUUUCCCCUCAAAACACCACACCUUCUUACUUUAAUGAUUUCAAUCUUACCCAUGAAAAUAGUGUAGUCCCCAUGCCCUCCUCCCCCACCCACACCACCUUUAUCCUGAUUCCCUCCUCCCCCACUAACAUCAACACCACCACUGCCAUCACUGAUACUAGUGUUCAAUACUCAUAUCAAAAUGCUAUUUAUCCAAUAUUUAGCGAACAACAACAGAUGCAAUCAAAUAAUUGGGAUCUUUAUUCCAUUGUGUCUAGCAACAAAGGUACCACCUUUACUAAUCCUGCGACAAUUUUUGAUGCUUCAUCUCUACCUAAAACUUCAACCACCAUAACCACCACUAAUAACAUAGUUUCACCUCAAAACACCACACCAUCUUACUUCAAUCAUUUCAAUUUCACCAAUAAAAAUAGUGCAGUCCCCAUGCCCUUCGCCCCUACUCACACCACCUUUAUCCCCAUGCACUCCUCCCCCACUAACAACACCACCACCACCACCAUUAUCCCCACACAUACCACUACAACCACCGCCAUCACAAAUACUAGUGUUCAGUGUUCAAAUCACAAUUCUACCUUUUUUGAUUAUCCAAUAUUCAGUGAACAACAACAGAUGCAAUCAAAUGCUUGCACUGAAUUAGAAAAAAUGUUAAUCAAAUAUGAUUCGACCAUCACCACCACCACUACCACCACCUUCACUCUCCCCAUUUCCAAUACCACUGCUUUCACAAUCCCCAAAACCGCAACCACUAUCCCUACCGGAACCACCUCCAGCACAACCAUUAUCCCAACCAUCACACCCAUUACUAACACAAUCACUAGUUUUUAUGGUACCAAUCAAAAUGCUACCUUUUCUAAUCUUCCAACAUUGAUCAAUCAACACCAAAUUCAACCAAACAACGAAAAUCAAGUGUUUGUUCCCAAACCUUACAUCGAAACCACAACUGCUGAUUUUGAUCGUGCAUACAACCAACCAAUAUUUUCACCGCAACCAAUUGCACAUCCACAACAACCAAAAUCCACAUCAAGAAAAAGAAAUUAUAAAAAUAGGGAGACAUUGGAGCGCCAUAUGAGUGAAGAACAACUAUCAGAAGAUCUGUGGGCAUGGAAAAAAUAUGGAGAAAAAACUAUUAAAGGGUCUCCACAUUCAAGGAACUACUACAAAUGUUCGAGUUUUGUAGAUUGUCCAGCAAGAAAAAUAGUAGAAAAAAGUAAAACCAACGAGAACAUUUAUGUUGUCACUUUUGAGGGAGUGCACAACCAUGCACCACCAGAGCGAAAAUCCCAAAAAAGUCAUAAAAGACAAGAUUGA
Trifolium pratense (red clover) is the source of this 2157-nucleotide messenger RNA. RefSeq names its product mucin-5AC-like. Bases 1 to 2157 code for a protein of 718 amino acids. Gene Ontology annotation, molecular function: transcription cis-regulatory region binding; DNA-binding transcription factor activity. Gene Ontology annotation, biological process: regulation of DNA-templated transcription. The record is from RefSeq and is a predicted model, not a curated record. NCBI's taxonomy places the organism in Eukaryota, Viridiplantae, Streptophyta, Magnoliopsida, Fabales, Fabaceae. Gene Ontology annotation, cellular component: nucleus. The transcript has 3 exons.